AAUUGCGAUUUGUGUGUUACUUACGGAAAUGAGAUGACAAGCCCAACGUUACUCUGAAAAUUCACAAGAAACUGAUGAGAACGACGAAGUAAACGGAAAGGUUGCUGGUUCAGAUGAGGAAGACUUGCCUGGUUGACACUGUGUGUUGCCCCCCGUUGCCAUGGCAACGCUUUAUCUCCCCCCAUUCCUCCUGCUCAUUUUUCUGUCCUGCUUUGCUCUGUUGCUCCUGACGCUCCUUCCCUCUGUUGCCCCCUCGUUUCCCUUUUCCUCCUCUCCUUCCUCACCUUGGCCGUCAACGCCCUGUGGCCCAGGUCAGUCCUGGGCGGUCCGGCUCCACACUGGCCCACACCUGGAGGAAGGGGAUGCUGAACAGAGCUCCGUGGACCUCGAUGCAAUAGCCAACAGGAUAGCAGAGCAGACUGGACUGCAGAACCAGGGCCAGAUAGGACAGCUGGAAGGUCACUACUUGCUGUGUUCUCCUGAAGCUAGCGCCGGAAUUUGGAGUGAGAGCGUCCGGCCGGGGGACGUUCUGGCAGCCCACCCUCAUGUCUUGUGGUACUCGCAGGAGAGACUGCUCAGUCGCUCUAAGAGAUCAAUGGCCUUUAACGAUCCCAGAUACCCUAAACAGUGGCACCUGCACAAUCAUCUCACUGAGGGUAUGGAUAUCAACGUGACAGGCGUGUGGGAGCGCAACAUCACCGGCCGAGGAGUCACAGUGGUGGUGGUAGAUGAUGGGGUGGAACACACCCACCAGGAUAUCCAGCCCAACUAUAGUCCAGAGGGCAGCUAUGACCUGAACUCAAACGACCCAGAUCCCAUGCCUCACCCAGACGUCCCCGGCGACAACCACCACGGGACGCGAUGCGCCGGAGAGAUUGCGGCCGUCCCCAACAACAGCUUCUGUGCCGUGGGAGUGGCCUACGGCAGCAAGGUGGCAGGUAUCAGGGUUCUGGACGGCCCACUGACUGACAGCCUGGAGGCCAUAGCCUUCAACAAGCACUACCAGGUCAACGACAUCUACAGCUGCAGUUGGGGUCCUGAUGACGAUGGACGCACUGUGGACGGACCCCAUCCUCUGGGCAAGGCGGCGCUGCAGCAUGGAGUGAUUGCUGGCAGGCGAGGCUUCGGCAGCAUCUUUGUGGUCGCUAGUGGCAACGGAGGUCAAUACAAUGACAACUGCAACUAUGACGGCUACGCCAACUCCAUCUACACCAUCACAAUCGGAGCAGUUGACGAGAAUGGCAGGAUGCCCUUCUACGCUGAGGAGUGUGCAUCCAUGCUGGCUGUCACCUUCAGCAGCGGGGGGAACAAGCUGAGGAGCAUUGUGACGUCGGAUUGGUCCAUGCGGCACGCAACGGGAUGCACGGACGGCCACACUGGCACGUCCGCCGCGGCCCCCCUGGCGGCGGGAAUGGUGGCCCUCAUGCUGCAGGUCCGACCUUGCCUCAGCUGGAGGGACGUCCAGCACAUCAUCACCUUCACCGCCACCAAGUGUGACACGAAUGCAGACUGGAAGGUGAACGGAGCUGGUUUCCAUCACAGCCACCAGCACGGCUUCGGCCUGCUCAACGCAUGGAGACUCGUCAAUGCCGCCACGGUAUGGGAGUCAGUGCCCUUCCUGGUGUCCUAUCAGAGCUCAGUAACAAAAGAGGAAACAUCCAUCCCGACCUAUCCCAAGGAGCUGGUUCGCACCUGGGCUGUCUCCGCUGCUGACCUGACAGAGUCUGGAAUGCAGACGCUGGAGCAUGUGGCCGUUACCGUGACUAUAACUCACCCAUGUCGUGGCAACAUGGAGGUUGUGUUGAUCUGCCCCAGCGGUAUGAUGUCAGUCAUCGGGGCGCGCCGUGCCGUCGACAGAGAUGCUGCAGGCUACCAGGACUGGACAUUCUCCACCGUGCGCUGCUGGGGAGAGAGAGCCGCAGGCCAGUACCAACUCAAGAUAUCUGACCACAAAGAGCCGUCGUUUCUGAAGUGCGCCGCUGAGGGAGUGUUGAAGCAGUGGAAGCUGACCCUGUAUGGCUCCUCUAUGAGCUUCAGCGAGGUCAACGAAAGACAGAGGCUGGUGGAGGAGGCGAUGAGCGGCAAGUAUCUGGACAGCAACUUCUCUCUGCCCUGCCCUCCAGGCCUGAACAUCCCUCCAGAGAUCUUCAGCCCCUUUACCUCCAACACCCUCAAGUUCCUGCUGCUGCUGGGCUGCUUUUCUCUCUUCUGGUCUCUCUACUACACACUGGAGGUCACAUUGGCCCACCUGGACCUCAGGGGCCUUCUCUGCAUGCGCAAGAGACGGGGAGGUCAUUGGUCCAGGAGGGGGCGCCGAGGGAGAGGAGUGGAGGAGGCGGUGGUAGAGGAAGAAGAGGAGGACAAGGAGGAAGAGGAGCGAAACUCAGGGAUGGAGAUGAACACAAUACGGGACGCCGAGGCCAAAGUGCCGCUUUUCAGUGGAGAGGUGGUGGCAACAUAGCACUGAGCCAGCUGAAGGGUCCUAAAACCUCUCACUGCCUGUGCUUAUGGGACUUCUCAGGCUUUCACCCUCUCUUCCUCACACACGCCCAGCCUCCUGCAACCCGGCUGACCCCAGUCAGUCUCGAACGUGGUGGUGAGGGGUCAAAGAGUAGACUACUGAAGAGUGGACACUUUGUCCUUCUCUGCAUUCCUCAAACACGUGGCCUUGUAUGAAAAUCUGUAUUUGUGCCGUGACAGGAAAGUGUGUGUGUGUGUGUGUGUGUGUGUGUGUGUUUGUGUGUGUGUGUGUGUGUGUGUGUGUUUCUUAUACACCCAUGACCCAUCCCUCUUGCUAGUCCUGGGGUAAAAUUCCCAUCCCAAGAUUAUGAUUAGGUUAAGGUCAGAACUGAAGAGGAAUCUGAUAGGGUUUAAUGGUAUAAUUGCAUGUGUGAAAGUAUGUAUACAGGCUUGUCCGUGCAAAUGUGUACUCACAUACACUGAGGAUACACUUUACGGGCACCUGUGUGACCAUCAAAGCAAGAGAGACAAAAAUGUAUUGUGCACUACGGUAAGAAUCUGCUGUAUUAGAGAGUGUAGCGCGUGUGUGUGUGUGUGUGUGUGUGUGUGUGUGUGUGUGUGUGUGUGUGUGUGUUAGAUAUACUUGUAACAUUCAAGGUCUUCCAUGAAAAAGUGUUUUUGAGAGGGUACUUGUGUAUUUUUAAGAUUAAGAUUUAUUUUCUGAGCUGUGAUUUGAUGCAUUUGACUUUUAAGUCGUGGAUUCUUAUCUGUGGGUUGUCAGCCAACUACUGAAAAAACUUGAAGUGGGAUUUUCAAGUGUGGGAUUUGCAUAUGUAUUUUUUUAUGGAGUGUAAUAUAUACACGAUGUGUGCCUACUGUACAGAUAUAUACCAAGCGUUUUAUGAUUUAUACAAAGUGUUUUUAAAACAUGUAUUAAAGAAUUCUACUUUUUUAAUGUAA
Messenger RNA from Scomber scombrus (Atlantic mackerel), 3420 nucleotides. RefSeq names its product proprotein convertase subtilisin/kexin type 7 (gene pcsk7). The record is from RefSeq and is a predicted model, not a curated record. Gene Ontology annotation, cellular component: Golgi membrane; trans-Golgi network. The coding region runs from base 161 to 2461 and encodes 766 amino acids. Gene Ontology annotation, molecular function: serine-type endopeptidase activity. NCBI's taxonomy places the organism in Eukaryota, Metazoa, Chordata, Actinopteri, Scombriformes, Scombridae. Gene Ontology annotation, biological process: protein processing. The transcript has 18 exons.